UCAGAUUAUAGAAAUGACAAUAUAUAAUUUAUACAUUUUUGAUCGAUUUGGUACAUGUUUAUAUUAUCAUGAUUGGCAGAGAAGAAAAUUUUCGAAUUUGCCAAAGGAUGAGGAGCAAAAACUAAUGUAUGGUAUGAUAUUUUCUAUAAAAUCUUUUGUGACAAGAAUGUCGCCAACUGAUAGUAAAGAUUUAUUUGUUAAUUACCGCACAAAUAAUUAUAAGCUAAAUUAUUUUGAAACUCCAACUGGUCUUCGAAUUAUUUUGAAUACUGACUUAAAUGUAGCUAAAUGUGAUGACUAUCUGCGUAGCAUUUACAAAAUAUAUGUGGAUUGCGUUGUGAAAAACCCAUUAACAAAGCUUGGAGAACCAAUUGAAAAUGAACUUUUUGUGAACACAUUAAACACUUACAUUCAAAAUUUACCAGUUUAUUAUUGAUUUUUUCAUAUUAAUAACUUUUGUAAAUACUUUUUAAUAUAUCUCUGUAAUUAUAAUUGGUUAGUUAACUUAGAACACGUUUGUACAAUUGUAUAAUAAUAAUAAUUUUGCAUAA
Messenger RNA from Hydra vulgaris (swiftwater hydra), 551 nucleotides. RefSeq names its product trafficking protein particle complex subunit 1. Gene Ontology annotation, cellular component: TRAPP complex. Gene Ontology annotation, biological process: endoplasmic reticulum to Golgi vesicle-mediated transport. Lineage: Eukaryota; Metazoa; Cnidaria; Hydrozoa; Anthoathecata; Hydridae. The record is from RefSeq and is a predicted model, not a curated record.